This is a messenger RNA of Octopus sinensis (East Asian common octopus), 469 nucleotides long. RefSeq lists its product as uncharacterized. The coding region runs from base 20 to 400 and encodes 126 amino acids. The record is from RefSeq and is a predicted model, not a curated record. Lineage: Eukaryota; Metazoa; Mollusca; Cephalopoda; Octopoda; Octopodidae. The transcript is spliced from 2 exons.
UUUAAUUGUUGUGGGACUAAUGAAUACAACACGAAGUGGUAGAGUAAUUAACAAACCACACCACCUCGAAGACCAAUCAGCCAACAUGUCCACUCAAUCCACUGAAAAGAUCCCCUAUGGAGAAACAAGUCAGGAAACUACCCAGGAGACCUCCCAAGUGUCCCGUAGACCUGGUCCUCAGCGAAACCUGGCAUCGAAUCGAUUCGAAGUGAACCACUCUCGUCUCCCAACAGUCCGUCUGAGCAACAAAAAACGGAAUCGACUGAAGAAGCGGAAGAAAGUGUACGCGGACGGAGAACAUGACAAAACACGACCUCAGUUGACUGAGGAAGAAGUUCGGAAAAAGCGGAGAAGACAACGUUCUGAGCGAGUUGGCUGCCUGGUUGACCGUAGAAACUGAAACGGCCGUGGAAUGCCUACCAAGUGUGGGGAGAGCCCCUUCGGAAGCGCAUUCUGACGAAAUACCCGG